Messenger RNA from Pyricularia grisea, 1059 nucleotides. RefSeq lists its product as uncharacterized. Bases 1 to 1059 code for a protein of 352 amino acids. The transcript has 3 exons. NCBI's taxonomy places the organism in Eukaryota, Fungi, Ascomycota, Sordariomycetes, Magnaporthales, Pyriculariaceae. The record is from RefSeq and is a predicted model, not a curated record. Gene Ontology annotation, cellular component: Golgi apparatus.
AUGCAAUCUCGCAGCAUGUUCGGCUUCAUUUCUACAAAAUGGCCACGGCUAUUCUUCGCAAUCACGGCUUUCCAGGCCAUCAUCUGUCUGAUUUUCGAAUCAUAUGUAUUCGCGAGAUUCCAGAACAGUGUCAAAGGUGACCAGGUCAGCGACGAAAACAUCGAGGGCGCACCUCUCCGUUCGAUCCCGACAUUCCUCACGCUCUUCAUCUUUGGCUUCUUGUACAUGCUCGUACUGGUUUGGGAUGCCCUCAGGAUGAAGAACACUAUUCAGGUCAUUGGUGUCUGCAUUGCCAACCUGGCCAUGAUGGUGUACACUGCCAUCCAGAUCGAUCAAAUCCACGAUGCGAUUGUCCUUCUUGAAAAGGCUGGCAUCUUGACGACAACCACCAAAGAUUUAUGGGACGACUGUCGCCCAUUGCUCUUUGCGAUUCCAGUCAUCGUCUCGGUUUGCACUCUAGGAAUGGCUUUUGUCUCUUGGAAACUCUACCAAGAGUUCGCAUGGGACAUUUUAAAGCAGAUCGGCGCCGACUACAGGAUGAAGCGACGCUUUUUACACUACCAGAUCUACAUCGCAUUGCUCAAGUUCGAUUUCUUCUUCUUCCUCGGCUUUACGGUGCAGUUCCUUGUCGUUGUACGCGACAAGACAACCGACACCGAGUUCCGCUUGACGGUUGUGGCUAUCCCAGUCACCAUCGCGAUUCUGCUCUUCGCUGCGUUUUUCGUCCGUCGCGAAAAUAAGAUUGGCAUGGGCGCAAUUAUAGUUCUCUACUUUGGCGCCUUGUCGUACUUCUUCUUCAAGCUCGUGCGCAUUUACCAGCCCGGCCACAAGGAGAAAUACCAGGCUGCGGCGAGGUCGCUCACGGCUUUCGCGGUGCUCACCAUUAUCCUUAUCAUUUUAACGAUCGCCAACGCCUUCAUCUGCAUGAACAACUUUGGCGCCGGCCUCAAGAACCACUUGAGGUCGCCAUCCAGGGAUGAGGAGAAACCCGAUGCGACUUCAUCCAUCAGCAUGCACGACGUCAAGCCACAGCUUCCUAGCCGCAUGACCAUCGAUUAG